Messenger RNA from Lactuca saligna, 1254 nucleotides. The record is from the annotation of a GenBank genome assembly. NCBI's taxonomy places the organism in Eukaryota, Viridiplantae, Streptophyta, Magnoliopsida, Asterales, Asteraceae.
CCCACUUCGAAAUGUCUGCUUACAUUUUCUCACACGCACACUUUAAAUAGACGUCCACAAGCCACUACCUACAUCAUACAAACCAUUGAAACCACAAUGAAAACAGUCUCCCUCAUCCUCCUCCUCGCCGGAGUUCUUUCCGCCUGUAUCCUAACCACCACCGCCCAGAACUGUGGAUGUGCUCCGGGAUUAUGCUGUAGCCGAUUUGGUUUUUGCGGCAGUGACGAGGCAUACUGUGGCGCCGGAUGCCAAGAAGGAUCGUGCUUUGGGCCUCCUCCGACGAAUGACGUGUCGGUUGCUGAUAUUGUGACAGAUGCGUUCUUUGAUGGAAUCGUGGACCAAUCAGAUUCUAGUUGUGAAGGAAGACCGUUUUAUUCACGCGCCGCUUUCCUUGAAGCUGUUGGAAAUUAUCCGCAAUUUGGUAGAGUGGGUUCUGAAGAUGAUUCCAAACGGGAGAUUGCAGCUUUCUUCGCUCAUGUCACCCAUGAAACUGGACAUUUUUGCUACAUUGAAGAAAUAAAUGGUCCUUCAAGAGAUUACUGUGACGAAGAUAAUACCCAAUACCCAUGUAACCCUAGCAAGGGUUACUAUGGUAGAGGUCCAAUUCAACUCUCAUGGAACUACAACUAUGGUCCAGCUGGGAGGAGCAUUGGGUUCGAUGGAAUAAACAAUCCUGAAAUCGUAGCCACAGAUCCAGUUGUUGCCUUUCGAACUGCAUUGUGGUUUUGGAUGAACAAUGUUCAGUCUGUCUUAGGCCGAGGGUUUGGAGCGACAAUUAGAGCUAUAAAUGGAAUGGAAUGUGAUGGUGGGAAUCCGGACACUGUAAGUUCUCGUGUCCGGUAUUAUACUCAGUAUUGUGAUCAACUUGGUGUUGCACCAGUUCUUUACUCCGGUAUCCUUAGCACCACCACCACCGCCCAGAACUGUGGCUGUGCUCCGGGAUUAUGCUGUAGCCGAUUUGGUUUCUGCGGCAGUGACGAGGCAUACUGUGGCACCGGCUGCCAAGAAGGGCCGUGCUUCGGGCCUCCUCCGACGAAUGAUGUGUCGGUUGCUAAUAUCGUGACAGAUGCGUGCUUUGAUGGAAUCGUGGAUCAAUCAGACGCAAGUUGUGAAGGACGAGCGUUUUAUACACGUGCCGCCUUCCUUGAAGCUGUUGGAAAGUAUCCCCAAUUUGGUAGAGUAGGUUCAGAAGAAGAUUCCAGACGGGAGAUAGCAGCUUUCUUCGCUCAUGUCACCCAUGAAACCGGACCAUGA